AUGUCCGCUGUUUACAAUAGAUCAGAAAUUGAAGAACUCGUGAGGAAUAAUUUGCUACAGUUCCACCUAUGGACUGAAGUGACUGUCGCUACAGAGACUCUAUCAUGGAAAGAAAGUAACAUAAGAUUGUUAACUGGUAGACCGCCACAUAAACUAUCUAAUGACGAUGAGGACGUAAUGACAGAAUAUGUCUUGCCUGUGGAAAUGUCCCAAUAUAAAACAAGUUACUUGACUUUGGAGUUUUUGGACAAAAUAUUCGACAAUUUAUGCCCUGAAAACACCAAGAGGUUGACUUUAGCCAUUAUAAAUGAUGAUGGUACCACGGUUUUCUAUUUUGUAUAUAAAGGAAUACACAAACCGAAGAAGAAUUAA
Molecule: messenger RNA, 372 nt
Organism: Naumovozyma dairenensis CBS 421
Lineage: Eukaryota; Fungi; Ascomycota; Saccharomycetes; Saccharomycetales; Saccharomycetaceae
Gene: SEN15
Product: Sen15p
Exons: 1
Coding region: 1-372 (123 amino acids)
Biological process (GO): tRNA-type intron splice site recognition and cleavage; tRNA splicing, via endonucleolytic cleavage and ligation
Cellular component (GO): tRNA-intron endonuclease complex
Molecular function (GO): nucleic acid binding
Source: RefSeq, a predicted model, not a curated record